AUGCAAUCAUUGUACAGAUCGCGAGCCCUUAUUUGCGUCUUAAAGAAUAAGCCUGCUUUACGAAGAUUUAGUGUUAUCCAUAGCUUGAAUAUACAUUCCCGAUCACCUUCAUUACAAAGGAUUGCACCGUGGACCGUUCCAACACGAUACGCAACGUCACUUCCAGAUCAAACACAAUUUGACUUGUCCAAUCCACUACUAGCCAAGAUUGCAAGCAACCCAGAAUUAGUGUCUACUUUGCAAGAGUUUGCUGAAUUAUUGCAGACAAAGGGAAUCGAUGUUACAAGCGGGGAACCUCCACCUGUUACAGAAGCAAUGAAACUUUUUUCUGAUCCACAGGUCAGAGAAGUUUCUGGCAGAAUUGCACGCGGUUUACAAGCUGUUGGAGUCCCAUUAGAUCCACAAGUGCUGAUGACGAUGAUGCCAAAACCUGGGACGACCGUUCAGCCAGCUGAAAAAGUAGAAAGCACAUCUUUCCAGCAACUGGACAAGGAACAGAAAACUUCAGAAAUAGGUCAGGAUAUUUUAGAUGGUGAGCCGAAAAUUUUAGAGAAUGUUUUAGCGGGAGAACAGGAUAAUUUGGGGAAAGAGCAAAAAGUUUCAGGAAUAGAGCAGAAUGUUUUAAAGAAAGAACAGGAUAGCCUGGGAAAGGAACAAAAAGUUUCAGGAGUAGAGCAGAAAGUUUCAGAGGAAGAACAGAGAGGUAUCAUUGGGAAAUUAAAGACAAAGUUCAAAUCAUGGUUCAGCGCAUUUUGA
Molecule: messenger RNA, 756 nt
Organism: Paraglomus occultum
Lineage: Eukaryota; Fungi; Glomeromycota; Glomeromycetes; Paraglomerales; Paraglomeraceae
Source: the annotation of a GenBank genome assembly